This is a messenger RNA of Amaranthus tricolor (Joseph's coat), 879 nucleotides long. RefSeq lists its product as uncharacterized. Bases 45 to 674 code for a protein of 209 amino acids. The record is from RefSeq and is a predicted model, not a curated record. NCBI's taxonomy places the organism in Eukaryota, Viridiplantae, Streptophyta, Magnoliopsida, Caryophyllales, Amaranthaceae. The transcript has a single exon.
CCAUUUAACAAAGAUAACAAGAUGAGGCACAUCACACCACAAAGAUGAGGCACUUCUUGAUUCCUUCCACUAAUACCAUUGCCAAUUGCUAUACAAUCUUCCCCAAACUUCAAUCUACUCAAAACAAAUCAAUGAAGACUAUUUUAUUGAAAUCUCAACUAUUUCUCCAUUCCCUUCCACUUAAACAACCCAUAACUAAAACCCUAAUCCCAAAUUCUUCAUCCUUCCAUUUCCCAAAUCCCAUUAAUCCUCCAUCAAAAACCCAACAAUGGUUAAUAAAAUCCCACAAAGAAGAACAAAUAACUGUUACAUCAUCAUCAGGUGAUGAUGAUCAUCAUCAAGAGUUGAGAAAGAGGAGUAUACAGGUGAUAACAGGAGCUGCUUCAAUUGGGCUUCUGAUGCUGUUAAUGGGCCAAGAUAAGGCAUGGGCUUUAGGCCCAGAAGGCCCAUUAAUGGAGGAAUUCUGGGAGAAUGUUAGAAGAUAUGCAUUGUAUGCUCUUACUGUUAGUACUGGGGCUGUUUAUACACUUUUUCAGCCUAUAAUUGAGCUGCUUAAGAAUCCCAUUUCUGCUCUUCUUAUUGUGAUUAUAUUUGUGGGUUCUUUCUUUAUUGUUUCUCAGAUUCUUUCUGCUAUGGUUGGGGUUUCUGAGUUUUCAUAUGAAUAUGCUUAUUAGAAGUAGGCCGAGGAAAGAAGGAACUGACGGAGUCUAUUACUAGAUUCUUGUUCAUUUAUAGAACUUUUACUAUAAGUUUUGUAUGCCAUUUUGAUACUUAUGUUUAAUUAGGAUCUAAUUUAUGAGUAAUAAUAAUUAAUUUUUAGUAGUGUUGAUGAAUUGAGUCCAAUCAAACUUAUUAUAUAUGGUGGUGUAUGCCAUUCAA